CUCCUCCCCGCUGUAUCUCACAUUUCUCUCCCAUCUCUCGUUCGUGCGGUAACCUCACCUGCGUGCGUCCAUGUCCACGGUGGUGCUCCGAUCUGAGGACGCUCUCAAAUCCCGCUUCCACGCCAACGCCUUCGGAUACCGUCCUCAGCCUCCGAUGAACCCUCACCGGCGAAAGCCUCCGCCACCAGCGCGCCCCGCCGCCGCCGCCGCGGCUGCGCCGCCCUCUCCUCCGUCCCACAAACCGAGCCGCGCCGCCCCGGCGCGAAUCGGCCGGAAACCUAGACCCGCCGCCGGAGUCGGCAAGGAGAACGACGGCGGCCCCGCCGACGAGCUCCGCCACCACCGCCGGCGCCUCGUCAUGGAGGAGGUCACGAUCCUCAAGCGCGGCGAGGCGAUGAAACCCUCGGCCCCCGUUCCCCCCGGAUCCAACGUCGGAGACGUUCCGAUCGACCUCAAUCGGAGAAAGCUAGGGUUUCCAGCCGUAGACCCGGUCUUCGCCGGGCCCGGGUACUCCGUCUCCUCCCCCGCGCCGAGCUCCCUCCCCUACCCCGGCCUCUUGCUGAGGCCCCUCGCCGCGAGCGAGGAGGCGACGAGGAGCCUUCUCCGCCUCCUCCGGCUCAAUCAAUUCGCCCCGUGACGGUGCUCGUAGUUUCGAAUCGAUUCGCCGCGAAUUCGAGCCGAAGAAAAUUGGGAUUUUGAUGGCAGUUUGAAGAAGAUACGCCGUGGGCUGCGGAGAUCCGCGGCGGUUUCCGCUAGGGUUUCUCCGAUCACAUCACCUUCCUCUAUUUUUUCAAAAGGAAGGCGUGAUCCGGAGAAGCCCCGAUCUGUUUGUCUUUGUCGGCCACAUCUGAUUCGGUAUGUUGUGGUGUACUCUGCAUCUUGUCCUUUGUUCUUGUUCGGAUGGAAAAUUCUAGCGGAAAUUAGAUUCCAUUGUAGUAUGCGUAUUGGUAACCUAAAUUUAAGGGGAUUAGAUAGAUAUAGUAAUUGUGUGAGUUGUGUCUAAGUAUCAAGGAGAGUGAUGUUCCUAGUAGUUUGGGGUUUAGAUCACAAAUUGUUUUGCUUUAUCUAGUUGUGGAAAAAGUGGUGAUAAUUUUAGAGUGGGUGUGUGUACUUGUCAUGGAAUGAGGUCUAGUAAUUUUAGGUAUUUGAUGUUAGUGUUGGUGUACUAGUCAUGAAUCGAAGUUUAUUAUAUUACAUUGCUCUUUUUAGCGUCCGAGAAUGAGUGUGCAAUUCAAAUUGUCAACUUUUCAGUUAGAUUUAUCAUUGUUCAAUGUGUC
Messenger RNA from Ananas comosus (pineapple), 1277 nucleotides. Its product is annotated as translation initiation factor IF-2-like. The record is from RefSeq and is a predicted model, not a curated record. The transcript has a single exon. Bases 71 to 637 code for a protein of 188 amino acids. NCBI's taxonomy places the organism in Eukaryota, Viridiplantae, Streptophyta, Magnoliopsida, Poales, Bromeliaceae.